Molecule: messenger RNA, 1115 nt
Organism: Salvia splendens (bonfire salvia)
Lineage: Eukaryota; Viridiplantae; Streptophyta; Magnoliopsida; Lamiales; Lamiaceae
Product: probable WRKY transcription factor 49
Exons: 3
Coding region: 168-917 (249 amino acids)
Biological process (GO): regulation of DNA-templated transcription
Molecular function (GO): DNA-binding transcription factor activity; sequence-specific DNA binding
Source: RefSeq, a predicted model, not a curated record
CACCUUAUCGCCAAAUUUAAGCAUGUAUAAAUAGCAACCACCAACUAAAGUUUCGAAUGCAGACACAAAAAUCAUCAAUUUCAAACCUUCCUCUUCAUCUGCUCCACUCUCUAACCUAACCUUCAUCACUCUGCAGCUCAAAUUUUAUAAGUAUACACCAUUGUUGAAUGUUGAAUCCAAUAAUGAUGAUGGAUGAAUUAUUUAAGGUGGCAAGUGAAGAUGAGCUAGUCGAUGAGUUGUCGCCUCUUUUCACGCUGCCUUACAACGUGCCAUUCUCAGCCGAUUCCCCCCUUCUCGCUCCGAUAACACUUGAUGACCGCUAUGGAAUCCAUGGCCUUGGUCAUCAUAUGUCGGAAGCUGAGGACAGAAUUCCAAUGAUGGAAAGAAGUCAUCUGAGAAAGGCUAAUCAUGACAACAUCAAUAAAUAUACUUUGAGAAUCAACAACUCUGGCAAUGUUAUGGCGGAUGAUGGCUACAAAUGGAGGAAAUAUGGCCAGAAAUCAAUCAAGAAUAGCCCAAAUCCCAGAAGCUACUAUAGGUGCACAAAUCCAAGAUGCAAUGCAAAGAAACAAGUGGAGAGGUCCAUUGAAGAUCCUGAGAUUCUAAUAAUCACCUAUGAAGGCCUGCAUCUCCACUAUACCUACCCAUUCUUGUUCUUAAACAACCAGCCUACCAAGAAACACAAAGGCCCCUUACCUGAAUCAAAAGCCAAUUACAUUCCGGCCCAGACAGAAAAUGGGCUCACUGAUUCAAUGGCCCAACAAGGCCUGCUCGAAGAUGUAGUGCCGUUGACUAUCAGAAAGCCUACGAAUUCAUCUCAAUCAUCAUCUUCAACUUCACAUGAUCGAUCAUCACAGCCUUCUUCGCCGGCCUCAUCCAACUCCCUUUCUACUUACUCAUAUUUAGGCUUAAUAUGAAACUUAAUUAUAUAGAAUAUUCUUAUAUAUAUAUGGGUCACAUUACAGAUCAUUAAAGUUGUCCCUAAUUAUGUUGCUAUGUAACAAGCUAGCUAUGUAUACAGUUAUGUUUCUUAAACCUCAAUUAGAAAAGUAAUCAUAAGUAGUGUUUUGUAUUAAUAGUGAGGUAGCCCACGAGUUUUUCCCAUAUCAAUAAAU